UCAGUUGGCCAAAAAUGUCACGGAUUUUGGUUGUGUGUCUGGUGCUCCUCGGAGUGGGCUGUUCCCUGGCAGAUCCUAUCAGCCGCAACGAGGAGAUCCAUGUACCCAAGCUAGAUGGACGCAUUGUGGGUGGACAGGACACGAACAUCACCGCCUAUCCGCAUCAGAUCUCGAUGAGGUACAGGGGCAAUCACCGAUGCGGAGGCGCCAUUUACAGAUCAAACCAGAUCAUCAGCGCUGCCCAUUGUGUGAACACCUUGACCAGUCCGGAAGACCUCACCAUUGUGGCUGGUUCCUCGAACAUCUGGUUCCCCACCGGUCCGCAGCAGGAGCUGGCCGUCCGUGAGUUCAUCAUUCAUCCCAAGUACCGCGCACUGUACUACGACUACGAUGCGGCCAUUCUGAUCCUGGAUGGCGACUUCGAGUUCAACGACGCAGUGCAGCCAAUUGAGUUGGCCAAGGAGCGUCCCGAUCAUGAUACACCCGUCACCGUGACGGGCUGGGGAUACACCACCGAAGGUGGAACCCUCUCCGACGUCCUGCAGGAGGUCAGCGUCAAUGUGGUGGACAACCCGAACUGCAAGAAAGCCUAUCCCUUAACGCUGACCAGCCGUAUGCUCUGCGCCGGAGCACCCGGCGGCGGAAAGGAUGCGUGCCAGGGAGAUUCCGGAGGACCGCUGGUCUACAACAACACACUCCUGGGCAUUGUCUCCUGGGGAACGGGCUGUGCCCGUGAGAAGUAUCCCGGUGUCUAUUGCUCCGUUCCGGAUGUAAGCGAUUGGCUGGAGGAGACCUUGGCGGAAAAGGAGAGUGUGGGCAAAAUCGACUUCCUGUGAUCUUAAGUCAAACAUCUUGUAACUGCCUCGUACAAGUCCGAGCUUUUUAUAUCUGCGAAUUACAUAAGAAGUGACCAAUGCAGGCGAUAA
Messenger RNA from Drosophila erecta, 926 nucleotides. RefSeq names its product vitellin-degrading protease (gene lambdaTry). Gene Ontology annotation, biological process: proteolysis. The transcript has a single exon. The record is from RefSeq and is a predicted model, not a curated record. The coding region runs from base 15 to 836 and encodes 273 amino acids. NCBI's taxonomy places the organism in Eukaryota, Metazoa, Arthropoda, Insecta, Diptera, Drosophilidae. Gene Ontology annotation, molecular function: serine-type endopeptidase activity.